AUACAAAUUUUUUGAAAUGCGCCAUGAAUUGAUAACGUCAGAGUUGCCAAUCCUAUAUGUAUCUCAGCUGUACUGUAUCAACUGUUUUCUGUUUGUUUUCAUUGUCAAUUCCGCAUCAAAUGUUUUUAUUUGUGAAUGUCGUUUGGUGACUCACACGCGUCAUAAUUUUCAACCAAAAGUUAGAUUAACUUAAAAAUGUUUAACAAUUUAUUUGGCAAAAAACCAACUGUUAAAGAACAGCAAAGGGAAAAUGACAAAAACCUACGAAAAGCCAAUCGGGACAUAGAGCGUGAGCGCCGAAAACUAGAAGAGGAGGAACGCAAGCUGCAGCAAGAAAUAAAAAAGGCUGCGGCACAAGGCAAUAAUGAUGUAUGCCGCAUAUUGGCGAAACAACUUGUGGAAAUAAGGAAACAAAAGUCUCGAACAUUUGCAGCUACCAGUAAAAUUACAUCCAUUGGUUAUCAAAAUAAAAAUAUAGGAACAAAUAUAGUACUAGCUGAUGCAAUGGGAACCACUGCCAAAACAAUGGGUGAUAUGAACAAAGUGAUGCGGCCGGAAAGUAUUGCUGCAAAUCUUCGAGAUUUCCAAAAAGCAAAUAUGCAUAUGGAAAUGACAGAUGAGAUGAUAAACGAUACGUUAGAUGACAUGCUGAACGAGUCGGGCGAUGAAGAAGAAAGUGAUGCCAUUGUUAAUAAGGUUUUGGAUGAAAUUGGUAUUGAGAUAUCAGGUAAAAUGGCGAACAUUCCGUCCACCGGCUCCGGAGAUUUGGAAAAAAGUGCACGUAGCGAAAAGGAUAUUGAAGCUCAAUUGGCUAAAUUGCGCUCCACUUAGUUAUUUCUGUAGCACUAUAAAAUAAGUUAGUUUUUAUAAAUGUAACCCUUAUGAUCAUGUGGAUUUUAAAUAAAAUGCUAUUGCUUAAGA
Bactrocera neohumeralis is the source of this 921-nucleotide messenger RNA. It is a transcript of the gene CHMP2B, whose product is annotated as charged multivesicular body protein 2b-B. NCBI's taxonomy places the organism in Eukaryota, Metazoa, Arthropoda, Insecta, Diptera, Tephritidae. The coding region runs from base 196 to 831 and encodes 211 amino acids. Gene Ontology annotation, biological process: late endosome to vacuole transport; protein transport; endosome transport via multivesicular body sorting pathway. The transcript has a single exon. Gene Ontology annotation, cellular component: ESCRT III complex; multivesicular body. The record is from RefSeq and is a predicted model, not a curated record.